Messenger RNA from Corylus avellana, 1440 nucleotides. Lineage: Eukaryota; Viridiplantae; Streptophyta; Magnoliopsida; Fagales; Betulaceae. The record is from RefSeq and is a predicted model, not a curated record.
AUGGAGGUUCAGCAUUUCUUCCACGACCAUCCGUUGACCUUGACUCCGUACCGGACAUAUGAUCGCAUAAAUCCUAGAUGUUGUGGGUGUGGCGAAGUAAUAUUGGGCAUUAGUUACAGAUGCAGAAGGUGCAGGUUCUUCCUCCACAAAACAUGUGGCCAACAACCCCGCGAGUUGCAGCACCCAUUGCACCCUCAACAUCCUCUUCUUCUUCUCAGAGAAUGCCCAAAUCAUGACCGAUGUUAUUUCUGCAAUGAAUUUAUACUCAGUGGCUUCGCUUACAGUUGUUCUCACUGUAAGUUUAACCUUCAUCUUAUAUGCGCUUCUUAUCCAUUCACCGUAAAAGCUGAAUUUCACGACCACCCAUUGAACCUCCUGCGAAAAUCCCUUUCCUUCACCUGCGAUGCAUGUGGGGUAAAAGAUAAAGACGUGUCUUACUUAUGUCUCACAUGCCCACUCAUGGUCCACUUAAAAUGUGCUACCUUACCAUUGACCGUCAAACAUACAGGUCACCAUCACGCUCUCAACCUCACCGACUCUUCUCAUCAGCUAGAUCAUCGAAUUUGUCAUCUAUGUGUUACGAAGGUGGAGACUGACAGAGUUUAUUAUUGCUCAAAAUGCAAUUUCGUUGCCCACCUUGAUUGUGCUACCCGCGAGGGAUACACUGAGGAAAUAAAAAAUGAAGAUCCGGAACUUGAUGAAUCCAUUGACUCAUUAGCUUAUGUUGUUAGCAAGAUCAAGAUAGGAGGGAAUAAUAUUGAAAUAGCCGAAGAAAUCAAACAUUUAAGUCAUGUUCAUGACUUAAAGCUUACUGAAGAUCAACUGCUGAACAACGAAAAAUGUGACGGGUGUAUGCAUCCUAUAUUCCCUGAUUCGUCGUUUUACAGUUGUGCUCAAUGCAGAUUUUUUCUUCAUAAAACUUGUGUUGAGUUACCCAGAAAAAAGCAACACCCACUUCACCCCCACCUCCUCACCCUCCUCACAAAGGCACCUUAUGUUCUUAGCGGCUUCAUUUGUAAUGUUUGUGGUCGUACAUGUGAUGGCUUCACCUACCAUUGUGAGAAAUGCGAAUUUGAUGCAGAUGUCCAAUGUAGUUUGAUCUCAGACAUCUUUGCCCAUGACAGUCACAAGCACACGAUUUAUCUGUCAAGGGCACCCUAUAUGGAGAAGUGUACUUGUUGUGAUUAUGAAGGAAAAGUAUUUAGGUGUGCUGAUUGUGAAUUCAAUUUGGAUCUCAGAUGCGCUACACUGCCGCUUACCAUGAGGUACCGACACUUUGAAGAGCCGUUCAAACUGUGUUAUAAAGAUGAAGGUGAUUCUAAUUAUGAAUAUUAUUGUGAUGUUUGUGAAGAAAAACGAAAUCCAAAGCAUUUGUUUUAUUACUGUGCGGCUCUCUGUUUUUCUGCUCAUCCCAAAUGCGUUCUUGGAGAAUCCCCUUAA